UUUCCGUAUCGGAAGCCAGUUUCACUUUUAGAGAUGAUGAUUGCUGAAGAAAAAAGAGGUGAGCUUGAGUUAGACUUAACAGACAACUUCCCAGGGAAUGCAAUGCUGGUUGCUGAGGCUCGAUUUAGAAAACUGAUCAACAUGAACAUCAUUGGGGGUUAUUGGCAUAAACAAAUCAGGAAACAGCAUUGAGUCAAUGAGAGUGAUGCAGAGAAUCCAUAGCAUGAUUAGCAACAAUAACCUCGAUGUGGGACCUAACAUGCGGGAAAUAUUCUUCCCUCCACCACACACUGUCUCACGCCCAAGGUUUGUAAUGAUUAGGUGUGAUGGCAAUGCAAAGAAAAAGAAGGAGGGGCUUGGGAGGGCAGUCUUCCUCUCAUAGCCAGUGUUCAUAGUGCCUCUGAUGCCAGCAUUGCUGACCUUAUGGACUUGAAGGAUACUGCUGUCAGUAUAAGUGAAGCCCUUCCUACUAGAACCACAAAGGAGGAUGUCUCCCACGAAUUUCAGAAGAGUUUGGUGCCUUUGGAAGGAGAUAAGACCCCUUCUACACCUGAGGUUGAAGCUGGGCUUCAGAAGAAGCAAAUGACCAUAGAUACAAGCUCUUUGAAGAAAGUUAAGGCUCUUCCAGACCUAGUACCAAUAAGAGAACCCACCAUAGAAGUUCCUUCUAAAGAGAGCAUAGAAAAAACAAGUACAGAUACCCCUAUUUCUCCAGUUGGAAUGAAAACUAUCAAAAUAAAUCAGACUAGCAAUCGUAUCUUUGGUGAUUACAAUAUUGUUGUUACAUCAACUCCCUUUGUUCAGUCCUCAAGAUGUUCACCAUUGAUUAAUGUAACAUCAGCUUCAUCAACAUUGUGUUCACCAAAUACUGUGAUAUCUUUGCCAGGUAGUGCAGAGGACUCUAAAAUAUCUCAUACUGUAACUAAUAGUAAUGAUACAACUUCUUCUCCCUUGCUAGUUCAAGUUGAAAAUUCCCCUGUGAUCUCGGAAGAAGAAAAAUUAGUAUCACCUCUUAGUACGAAAAAGAUUAAUCUUUCAUCACCCACUUCCUCAGGAAGUGCAAUGUUUCGGCCUCGUAUUCAGGUCACUCAUGGAAAAGGUAUUAACCCAACUUUGCAGCCUAGAAUGGCAGCCACAAGUACAGUUAAUCAUAGAAUGUUAUAUAUACCUGUCAGUUCAAGUGGAAUGUCAAAAAUGGUUCUGAUGCCUUCUGGUAGUAGUGGACCAUCACGAAUGUUAUUCAUGUCACCUCCCAAUAAAACACCAUCUUCAGGUGUUGUUCAGGAGGGUAGUAAGAUGAAGAUGGUAAUUGUUCCUUCAGCAGGAGAUAGAGGGAAAAUGGUAAUCCUCCCUUCUCACAGCAUAGACACUAAUGUAACAGGAUUGCCUCUUGCUGCUGCCUCAGAAAAAAAUGCAGAAACAGAGAAAAAGUUCAUUUUACUUCCACCUUCUCAGGGACUGAACUUUACGGGAUCUUUGGACAAUAAGACUGUCAGCAUCCCAUCCAUACCCACAAACGUUCCUGAAGUUAAUCUUACUGAAAAUGUAGUGAGUAAUAAGCAGCAAGGUACAUCUGCUCUACCAGAGGUAGUUGAAGAAACAGCAGCUCAAAAACCUGAGAACAGUGAUGAUUCUGAUGAUGUAGUAGUCAUUGGGACAGCUUCAAAUACUCUUACUAUAACAAGAGUUAAAACUUCAUCAGAGCCAGAAGUUUCACAUUUUGCAGGGAUUUCCACUGCACCUUCUGUAAUGAUUGUACCAUCCACUACAUCAGUAGUCUCUGGUGGUGGAACUGCACAGACAACAGUGGUUUCCUCAGUUUCCACUAUCUCAAGCACACUACCUCAGAUUUCCCAGGCACAAGAUUGUGAUAUUAUUGUUCCUGCAGGUAACAAGCCACCUGUAAAAGAUUGCAGUAAGGAGUUAAAAGAAACAGAAGAUAUGGUAAUAGUUAAAACAUCCCUUAAUGAAAACCAACUUAAUGCAUUGCUUCAGAACACACAUAAAGACAUGCUGAAAAAUGCUGAAUAUCCCCUUGACAGCUCAGAUGUUACACACAUGAAAAAGGACAUAUCAGAUGGUAGUCACCAGAGGGAUUUGUCAGGUCUAAGCCAGGACAGAAAGGAUAAAUCCGAUCCGAUCCCAAAGAAAGAAUUGGCACAAGACAAUAAAGAUAAAUCAUUAUCUCUAAAAUGUAGUUCAAAGUCUCAUUCUCCUCAAGCAUAUCUAAAAAAUACAUCUGAAGUUCAAGAGUUAGAAAGUCGUCCUGUUCCUAUAAAAAAGAUGGGUUAUCAUUGGAGUGCAGUUGAUUUGUCUCUCAGUUUUAAAAGUGUGAAGUUGGAAUGGCUUCUUGGCACAAUCCGAAAAAAUGUACUUGUCAAUAUCUUCAGAAUGUCACAGAAAACUCAGUCCCCUGUUACCUUAAGUGUAAAGAAUGGAAGCUCAACAUCAAUGUUAUAUGGGUUAGCAAGAACAGGUCUUUCAGAUAAUAAGCAACCUUUACCCAUCCUCAUUCUGGGGUCCAUUAUAUCUGCUGUAUUGAGCUCAGCAUCCACAACAGAUAAUAUGCUGUUCCAUGGAAAUGCAGUCAAAUAUUUUAUCCGGGAAGCCACAGGAGAGCUUUCCUCAUAUACUUAUGAUGCCACUGGAGAAUAUCUUGUCAAAUUAGCAUCAAAGAAGAGAGGACAUUGUGGAGAAAUGAUUGGUAUAGGAGAAAAAGUCCCACUUCAAAAGAUGAGAGAAUCUAACUAUGCUUCAGAGAACUUGCUUAUCCAGUCCCCUGAGAAGGGCAGCCACCCAAAAAAAUCGCAAGAGGGCCCAAAGAAAGGAAAUACUGCAACACAAGACAGUGCUGGUUGCAGUUGUACUGCAAGUGGAGACUUUAUUUGCCUUGGUCAUAGCACGCCAGAGAUGGAAUCAAAAUCAGCAACUCAGCAGAAGCCAGUAUCUCAACCACAGUCACCAGUUGUAGUAACUUACAGUAAAGGAGCAAAAGAUGAUCCUCUUUCCCCAUCAAAAUCAUUGGGUGUGACUUCAAGUACAGAUUUAAAGAGUCAGAAUUCCGUAGCAGAAGGAGACUGUACAACUGUUGAAUCAGGUGUUCAGAGUUGUAAAACUUUAGAUUCUUAUGAAUUACCAAUACCAUCUGUUACUCAUUCUCAGACUGGUAUAGUUAUCAGCAAAAUGGAAACUGAAAAACUUCUUCUGUAGUUGUAGGUAAAGACACACCCCAG
This is a messenger RNA of Penaeus monodon (black tiger shrimp), 3233 nucleotides long. RefSeq names its product serine-rich adhesin for platelets-like. The record is from RefSeq and is a predicted model, not a curated record. NCBI's taxonomy places the organism in Eukaryota, Metazoa, Arthropoda, Malacostraca, Decapoda, Penaeidae.